GACACCCGCCUCGCCUCACCACCUCUACACAUCGCCCAUCAUGGCUGCUUCGUGGCGUCAGUUCUUCUCCUACAACAAGUUCACCUCCAUCGCCGCCCGCGCCACGCGCCAGGCUCUCAAGGAGGAGGAGCGUGUCAAGGCCGAGCGCCGGGGCGAGCUCAGCCUGCGCUACCAGGAGUGGAAGGACGGCAAGGCCGGCGACCACGUGAGUAGCGCGCAGGGACCUGGCAGGCAGAGGAAGGGCUUGGGAGCAGCGUGCAGGAAGAGGCACAGUGUGGCCUCGCAUGGCGAAGGCGGACAAAGAGGCGAAUCCUCGUGCGAAAGGCGUGCGAGAUGCUGCUCGGCGUCGUCUGCGAGUGGUGAGCGUCGAAAGGCGGACGGGAAGGAGGGCGAUAUGGCGAGGAUGCGACGCUCUCGUGCGGGUCGGUGGGCUGCCCGUUGUCCGAGCUUCCAGGCCAGCAUGGCGUAUGCCCUGAGCUCAAAGGGGCUUCUGUCUCGGCCGGCAAGCACUUGAGUCGGCCAGGCCAGAGAGACUGGACGGCCGAGCGGAGCUCUUAGCCGAAGGUGCUGAGAUGCGGCGGCGGCGGCGGUGAGCGUGGAGCUCAGGGGCAAUCCGCGCUCUAGCGGUAAGAGCUUGUCCGCUCGCGGACCUCAGCGAUGCCGAUAAGCGGCGGCGAGGGCAGGGAAGACGCUGCCGCACCGCGCACGAGGGUUGUCUGUCUCCUCGAUUGCCCUCGCUGUCGAUCCGCUGUGCCAUCGCGAUCCAGCUGCAGAAGGCACGAGCGCCUACUGACUCCCUCUGCGCCCUCUCCCAGAUCGUCAUGGCCCCCAAGAAGGCCUAAGCGUCUGCCUUUUCCGGCAGUCGAGGCAUUCACACACACGCGAUGAGCUAGCGGCGGCACGGAGCGGCAUGCA
Messenger RNA from Tilletiopsis washingtonensis, 915 nucleotides. RefSeq lists its product as hypothetical. Gene Ontology annotation, molecular function: proton-transporting ATP synthase activity, rotational mechanism. The coding region runs from base 41 to 514 and encodes 157 amino acids. The record is from RefSeq and is a predicted model, not a curated record. Gene Ontology annotation, biological process: proton motive force-driven mitochondrial ATP synthesis. The transcript has 2 exons. Gene Ontology annotation, cellular component: mitochondrial inner membrane. Lineage: Eukaryota; Fungi; Basidiomycota; Exobasidiomycetes; Entylomatales.